UUCAUUAGCGUUAUUAUUUAAUAUGUACAUAUUGUGUUGUUAAAAGUAACGUUAUUUCAACACCCUGUGGAGAAAGCCAUUGUUUUUACCGAGCUCCGAACAGGCAGUAAUAUAUAAUGGUUUUCAUUGGUUUAGUUAACGUUACUGUUUACACCCGCUGCUCAGGAGUAAUGAGUUAUAACACUUAAAGACGUUAUAACUAGCCUACGUUGCCUAAUCCGCCCCCAGUUCUGAAGUUACAACCACGGGUUAUAAAAGGGUUAUAAGUGAAGUUUAAACGUUUUAAAUAAUAUAACGUUUUAUAUAUAUGCUAAAAUAUGCUGUUCUGUGACGAGGAAAGUAUGACUUUUUCAGUAUGAAAAUGAUUUUAUAAUGAGUUUAUAAAGUCUGAAUUUACGCUCCAUAUGAACCCGUUAACUUUUGGUAUCACUCAGCAGCGCCCCCUGGUGACGGUCAGGACUAAGGUGUAGUUGUAGUAGCGCUCCGUCAGGCCCGCAGGGGGCAGCACUCAUAUCAGCAGCAGCUGCGCCGCAUUCCGCCUUUGUUCCUUCUGAUGCAGAAGAAAGUGUAGAAAGUAAAGAUGGCGGCGGAACGGGAGCGGAGUGUUUUCGGGGGAUUUUGAUAGAAACUGCGGCGUUUCAGGAGCUUUAACAGCCCGAGCAGGCCAAGCCGCGGGGUUAGGUAGCGGAGGGAAGGCCCGCAGGGUGAUUGCGGUGCGGGUUUAAUCCGGUUCAUAUCUUUAAACCCGGAAUAAACACUACUCCCCCCUCCAGCGCUGCAGCGGGGCCUGCUCCCUCUCCCCGCCGCGCGGAGCUUUGGGCGGAUCCGGGCUGAUAAAGCGGCCCCCGGGCUGAAGCCUCUCCGGCUGCGGGUCACAGAAAGACUCGGUUCUUAAAGAAUCAAAUCCUAGAAACCUCCGCUCAACAUGGAGGCCAAGCGGAGCCGCGCCAAGACCCAGCCGCCCAGCAGCGGCAGCAGCGACUCCAGUGGCGGGCCCGCGUCCCCCGCCAGUCCCGCAGCGCCUCCCGCCGCUGCCGGUAACGCGUUUGCCAACGACGGGAGCUUCAUGGAGCUGUUCAAGAAGAAGAUGGAAGAGGAGGAGAGGAGGAAGAGGGAGCUGCAGGAGGAGGAGGAGAGCAAGAGCGAGCAGAUCAGUGCGGUCGCGGGACAGUCCUCUCUCAGCAAGAAGACGCUAAACCCGGCGGCCAGCUUUGUGGGCAAGCGGAGAGGCGGCGCCAAGUUGGCCCUCAAGACUGGCAUGGUCGCCAAGAAGCAGAAACUGGAUUCGGAGGCUGAGGCGGGUAAAGGAGACGCCUGGUCUAAGUACAUGGCCGAAGUGAAAAAAUACAAAGCUCACCAGUGUGGAGAUGACGACAAAACCAGACCGCUGGUCAAAUAGACUCAAAGGAGCAGCCGCCAGACCCUCUCUCUCUCCAGACUGCCAGGCCACCGAACACGCAGCCGAUGAAAAGCCUCACUGCUUAAUUUUUGUUUGGUUUAGUUUUAUUUUUCUUCCCCUCGAACGUUUUGUUUAUAGGUUCCUAAUUUUAGUAUGUAUGCGGUCUGUGCCAGCUGCAGUGAUGUAUGGUGAUUCAGAUGCUUUUUAAAGGUGUCAUUUGAGCCUUAUUAUGAUAAUUAUUGUUAUUAUUACAGAACGUAAGAAUAUUUGUGGUGUUUGUUGUAUUUGCACUGACAUCACACCAUGCUAUUUUGUACCUCGGCUCCCCUUCCACUUUCCGUAUCACCUGAAUUAAAGGGUAAAAUAUCAAACCA
Messenger RNA from Astyanax mexicanus (Mexican tetra), 1773 nucleotides. It is a transcript of the gene trir, whose product is annotated as telomerase RNA component interacting RNase. The transcript has 3 exons. Gene Ontology annotation, molecular function: 5'-3' exonuclease activity; 3'-5' exonuclease activity. NCBI's taxonomy places the organism in Eukaryota, Metazoa, Chordata, Actinopteri, Characiformes, Acestrorhamphidae. The coding region runs from base 926 to 1399 and encodes 157 amino acids. The record is from RefSeq and is a predicted model, not a curated record.